Molecule: messenger RNA, 1131 nt
Organism: Orbilia oligospora ATCC 24927
Lineage: Eukaryota; Fungi; Ascomycota; Orbiliomycetes; Orbiliales; Orbiliaceae
Exons: 2
Coding region: 1-1131 (376 amino acids)
Biological process (GO): regulation of DNA-templated transcription
Cellular component (GO): Rpd3L-Expanded complex; Rpd3L complex; nucleus
Source: RefSeq, a predicted model, not a curated record
AUGGCAGCCUUCGGUCCAAUCGAAGACGUCCAAUCCGUCCUCGAACAAUUCAUCGAAAACGUCUCCAAUCUCCCCGCUGAAUUAACACAUCUCUACGAAGAACUCUCAAACAAAGAUAAACGCGUCCACACUCUAAAACAGUCAAUCUCCCAAAAGGAUGCUUCCAUUCAACGUUUCAUCCGCCAGAAUGGUUCCCAAGUCCCGUACCCGAAGGAAGCUGCUUAUAACAAAGCUAUCGGCGAGGCUUUCAAAGAAAUAAGCGUAAUCCAGGAAGAGAAAUGUAAACUGGCGAAAAGAGCGACCGAGUUGAUCGAAAAACAUGUAAAACGGUUGGAUAUGAAGAUUCGAGAUUUACAGAGGGAAGGCCUCAUCAGCGAGGACUUCAUAACCCCACAAAUGAUAUCUCAAUAUGCUCCACCGACUCUCUCUGGCCCACCAUCCUCCAACAAUAGCGGCGCUAGCAUUGGUAACUCGGGUGGAAACAGCAUAACCGUCAGUGCUCUCCCCGGUCGCCACCCUCCAUCCCUUUCGAGCUCCAGAGCGGGCGGGAACAGCUCGGCCGGUGGAGGGAUGAGUACAGCAUCAACUUUAGAAGGUGUAUCAAGAACUCUGGCAGCAUCAGCUGAAGACCAGCUACUCCACACCUUAAAGGGAAUCUUACCCCCAGAUCCCAAACGUCGACGGUUAAACACCAAUGGCCCAGCCCCUGUCGGACCGUCCCCGUUAGCAAACGCCUCAAAUGCAAAUUCUGGUGUAAAUACCCCAACCCGUGGGCUUUCAUCACUAUCUCAAGGUCAGGCAUCAGCCAGGAGGAGUGGUCCACCACCCAAACCCGCUCGGCGUCCCACAGCUAGCGCUGCCCCCAAGAAGCAAAAGAACGAAGACGAUAUGGACGAAGACCACAGCGAUAGCGAUAAUGACGAGGAAGAGGAAGAUACUGGUGAAGAUCAGAAGCCGUACUGUGUUUGCCAGCAAGUUAGUUUUGGAAACAUGGUCGCUUGUGAUAAUAAAAGUUGUCCGUUCGAAUGGUUCCACUGGGGCUGUGUCGGCCUCACCAAAGAGCCAGCAGGCAGCUGGUUCUGCGACCACUGCACGAAACUAAGGAAUCAAAAAGGCGUCAAGAAGGAAUAG